Messenger RNA from Canariomyces notabilis, 1217 nucleotides. Its product is annotated as lytic polysaccharide monooxygenase. The record is from RefSeq and is a predicted model, not a curated record. The coding region runs from base 283 to 1068 and encodes 261 amino acids. NCBI's taxonomy places the organism in Eukaryota, Fungi, Ascomycota, Sordariomycetes, Sordariales, Chaetomiaceae. The transcript is spliced from 5 exons.
UGGGAGCCUUGUCUCAGGGGGUCAGUGGGGACUGCCGUAUGAGAAAACUGAGUGCAUGCAAAAGGCCGUUAGGCUACCUUACUCUCUUUCACGCACAUGAACACCAGUUGUUCACAUGAGAUCGCAUUAGGAUACAGUAUAAUGCCUAGGCGGAUGCUGUCAUCGUUUCACAUCACCGCCUACUCCGCCGAGAUAUACCAUCUGUGAAUCCCAUCUAAGGAAGUGCUUCCUUAUUAGCUUCUUUUGGGCACCGCAGCAAUGCCCGUCACUGUCGUGGUAAAGAUGCUGCGCUUGGCAGCCUUGGCGGGCUUGCUGUUUUCCGGGCCGGUGCUGGCCCACGGGGGGCUAUCCAACUACACAGUAGGCGAGACGUGGUACCGAGGGUAUGACCCCGACACGCCUGCCGAGAACCAGCUUGGGCAGCCAUGGAUGGUGCAGCGGCAGUGGGCCAGCAUCGACCCCAUCUUCAGCGUCGAUGAUAAGAGCAUAGCCUGCAACAAUCCGGGCACGGCGCCGCCCUCGUACAUUCCCAUCCGUGCGGGUGACAACAUCACGGCCGUGUACUGGUACUGGCUGCACCCCGUGGGGCCCAUGACGGCGUGGCUGGCGCGGUGCGAGACAGAUUGUUCCGAUGUCGAUGUGAACGCUGUCGGCUGGUUUAAGAUCUGGGAGGCCGGCCUGCUGUCCGGACCCAACCUGGCUGAGGGCAUGUGGUACCAGAAACAGUUCCAGCGCUGGGACGGUAGCCCGGCCUUGUGGCCCGUCACGAUCCCAGCGACGCUCCGGCCGGGCCUGUACAUGAUUCGCCACGAGAUCCUGUCGAUUCAUAUCGACAACAGGCCGCAGUUUUAUCCGGAAUGUGCUCAUCUGAACAUCACGGGCGACGGGGACGCGUUUCCGCCGGCGGAGUAUCUGUUGAGGUUUCCCGGCGCGUACGAUAAGGAUGAUCCCUCAAUCAAGAUUGAUAUAUACUCGGAGGAAAACAUGCACACGACAAAUUAUACCAUUCCAGGAGGCCCAAUAUGGGACGGGUUCGGCGUUGUUGAUAAGUACUGCCUAGGAUGCUGAAUCCCUAACUACUACCGGUAGUAGUAACGGUGACGUCUUGUAAAAUACCUAAUGUCCGUGAUACGCACCUGCAAUGAUAGGUGAUAAGAAAUAGGCAUCUGAAGUGAGCCCUGCAUCACCACUAAACCCCCCCAACCAUCAAAGUUGCU